This is a messenger RNA of Callorhinchus milii (elephant shark), 3735 nucleotides long. RefSeq names its product coiled-coil domain-containing protein 158. Lineage: Eukaryota; Metazoa; Chordata; Chondrichthyes; Chimaeriformes; Callorhinchidae. The transcript has 24 exons. The record is from RefSeq and is a predicted model, not a curated record. The coding region runs from base 42 to 3626 and encodes 1194 amino acids.
GAGAGAGGGAGGGAGAGGGGGGGAGAGAGAGAGGGAGAAAGAUGUCGUCGUCGGAAUCCAGCAAAGCCAGCGGGCCGGACAGUGAGACCCUGGCCCGGCUGAGGAGCAGCUACAACUUCAUAAAGGCCGGGCUGCCCGUCAGCGGCACCGCCCCCGAGUUUCACAAACCGACCCCCCGCUUCCCACAGAGGGCUAGUGGACGUUUAUUAUCAUCUGUUGACUCUUGUCAGCCCAGUCUACAUGCCUCAGAAACAGGAAAGGAAGGAAUUACCCCAUAUAAAGCUAAAGAUUUAUGCGCCAACCCAAGACCAGCCAAGAAUCUAUUGGAACUGAGAAAAGAACUGGAAAGGCAAACCCAAGAAACGAAAAAACUCCAGGAAGAGGUGGAACGUGCUUCAAAGUUAACAAUGGACAAAUUCAGCUGGACAUUUAACAAGGCUAGAGAUUGCAAUCUUGAUGAAUUAUCAAGUAGCCUCAAUGACACACCAUCAGCAGAACGUUCUAUCACCUCAACCUUCCAAAACCUGAGAUCUCCUUACCGCAGCUCAGUGCUUCAGGCUUCUGUCUCAAAAUGUCCCUUCUCUAAAUCUCCACAGUCAACUAAAUAUGACCUGGAUUUUUUUGUAUCCAGAAAGAAUAUGCCAUCCUUAGGAGCAACGUGUCUAGAUAAAUCAGUAGACAGUUACGAACAUGAGCAUGAUGAAUGUCACGGACAGCAGAAACUUAGCUUUCGACAAUCAAUGAUGGACUUGCAGAAUAAACUACAGGACGUACAGGCAGAGAGAGAUAAUCUUGUUGAUGUCAGACUAAAAGAGAGCCAGGACCACGGAGAACUGAUAAACAAACUGCACACCGCUGUUCAGGACCUUGAGACCGUGAAUCGGAUGCAAGAUGAGACUGUCAGAGAUGCCAACUGUCAGAUUGAGCAACUGAGGAAAAAGGCCCAAGUAUUUGAUGGUGUGCUGAACGAAAUUCGACAGUCGCUAAUGGGGUACGAAGAGAACACUGGCAAGAAGGUGUAUGAACACGAAAACAUCUGCAACAUUCAUGUGCAGAACAUGGGUACAGCGGUGGGAAAAGUCCUGAGGGACUUGGAAGGUGAUAUCGCUUGCCUCAAAGCAAGAAUUUGUCCAAUGGAGGAUCAGUUGAAUUCCCUGAAAUCUGAAACGAAUAGCAAAACCGAAUAUUUGCUUAAACAACAACACGAAAGAGAACAGGCAAAGAAUCAGGCUUCAAUGUAUACACAACAGAUUGCAGAAUUGGAAUCCACGGUCUCACAUCUGCGAUGUGAUUUGCGGGAAGUAAAAAAGAUUCAAGAUAACAGGUCUGAGGAUAUGAACAGGCAAAUAGAACAGUUUCAGUGUGAGAUCUUUGAGGUAAAAAGAGAACGAGAUGAAUUAAGGAAAGAAAUAGACACUCAGAACAAUCUAGUACAACAGUUGAGGAUUGAUUACUGUAAUGUAGAAGAGAACCUGAAGAUUGAAAAAGACAAAAAUCAACAACUCAGAGAUCGUGGUACAAGUAACUGUAUCAAUGUUGAGAACAUGAAGCGGGAAUUGGAUUCCAAAAAUAUGGAAAUACACCGACUAGAUUGCCAUUUGAACACCCUGAAGGAGGAGUGCCAGCAUCAACUGGAGUGUCAAUUAGCGGCAGAAAAGAAAAGGAAUGAGGCUCAAGAAAAGAUUACAUCCUUGUUGAGUGAACAUGAGCGCUUUAAUGAGCAGCAUUGCAAGAUGGUGGAGGAGCUAAGCCGUAAAAAACAGCAGCUGGAAAAGGCCGAGGCAUGCAUCACUCAGAUGAAAGAAAAGGAAAAGUGUUCAGAAGCUGAGACUUGUGACAAAAAUAAAUUGCAAAUGGAACUCGAGGAGAAGAUCCGUCAAAUCCAUAAGAUGAAAGUAGCUGAGGAAAGUAUCUGUGACCAGUUUGAGGAAGCGAUUUCACGGCUGCAGAAAAUACAGUUAGAAAACGAGUCGCUGAAGAAUGAGCUCUACGAGAAAACCAAAAUGCUGAGUGUCCUGCGGCAGGAAAUGCAAACCAUUGCCGACAUGACCUCGCAACAGAGUCACGCUUCUGAGGAGUUGCAGGCUGAAAAAACACAACUUCUAAGUGAAGUAGCCACUCAAAAGUGUAAGAUUCAGGAGUUAAAGGCUGAUUUGGAAAGGAAAGAUGUGCAAAUCCAAAAGCUACAGCUUUGUAUGAGUGAGCUGGAAAAGGAGAAGGUGAAGCUAAUAAACGAUGCCACUGAUAAGAUGUCUGAAUUGAGAGACCUUCUUCAGAAUAAAGACCAGCUUUCAAACGAGCUGAAUGUUGUCCAGACCCAAAUGUGUUGCCUAAAAGAGGAACAUAAUCAGUUGAAGAGGAGUUUGACCAACAAAACUGACGAGUAUGAAUGGAACACAAGCAAAAUAAAGACUCAGUUGCAAACUGCCCUAUGUGACCUGGAGCAAGCAAGAGAGGCGAUGAAGGUCCUUGAAGGAGCAGAUACUCAUGCAAUGAAAGUUGCCAUGGGGAUGCAAAAACAAAUCACCGCCAAGCGGGGACAGAUAGAUGCCCUACAAAGCAAGAUUCACUUCCUGGAGGACAGUCUGGAGAAUUGUGACAAGGAGAAAUGUUAUUUGAAAGAAGAGAAGGUUCGGCUGACGAAAGAACUCUCUUGCUUAGUAUCAGAAAGGAACAAAAUUGCUGCAGAGCUUGACGUUAUGAAAUGUCAGGAAAAGCGUUUGCGGGAACGACUGAUCAAAGUAGAGACCACUCUGGAGAAGACCAGUCUCCAGUUUUCUGAUUGUCAGUCAGUUAUUCAGCGUCAAGAACAAGACUUCAUGCGUUUAAAACUUCAGCACGCCUUGGAAAUAAAGGAGCUCCAAGGUCCAGGUUAUAAUAUUGGUGUUGGCCAACGAACCUCUACUGGUCCCCAUUGCUCUUCUGUCAGUGGUAAUCCGACAUCUUCCAGGCCAUCCUCAGGAUACCUGUCAUUUCCAGUAUGCAGGAAAAGUUGUUUCCAAGAGGACUUGAAUUCAGACCCGAAUAAUCUUCAAUUGGACCUGAAGGAUACAUUCUGUGAUGAACACAGCAAAAUGUCAAACAAAAAUGACACAAAUGAGUGCGAACCAGAAUGGUCAUCAAGGAAAAUGCAUGCUGUUGAUGACUUGAGUACAGAUUUCUGUGCGGAAAGAAGAACGCAAGACUCCUUCAGAGAUCAACUAACGUGCACUGAGGAACUAAAUGAAUAUACGUGUAAUGACACCUUAACUUGCAAGGAGGACUCAUUGCAAUUUGCUGCUUCUUGCACAUUUCCCCGGCGUCAGCAUUUUCCAGACAGAUCUCCAGUGUCCUCAUUGCUCACAAACACACUAAGUGACAGCAGAAGAGAAACCUCAGCUCCUGAUCCGUAUCACACAAGAUUCAGCUACACCCCACAUUGUUCAGAUCAUGAAGUUCACUUCCCAGCUCCGAACCAGGUGGGAGUUACAGGACAUACCUGUAAGAAACUGCAGAGUAAACUGGAUGGCCUGCAGAAUCUAGUGGAAGAUCUUCAGCUGAAGAAUCAUGAAAUGUCCUCCAUGAUCAGAAGUCAGGAAAAGAGGAUAAAGAGAGUAAAAGACAGAGAAAAAAUGCUGAAGAAGUGAAGUGCAAGUUUGUUUCCUCCCGCUUUCUCUCCUCCCCCCCCCCCCCACUUACUGUGCAUGAUGUUGGACUCUUGGUGCAAAGCGUCAAUAAAAUCUGCUGCUGCUGCAA